GUCUAGGGUGCGAUGCAGAGCCUCGCCACGGUGCGUGACCUGGCGAAGCAGGAGACGCGCACGUCCCCACCGUGUGCGUCUCUGAAAUGGGCGUGUGAACCGUGCAGCGCCGGCACCGCCGGCCGGGACAGGCAAAACCGCGGAGGGCAGGGCAGCCUCCUUGCUCGCCCUGCCCAGCCUGGCAUCUAAAGGACAGCCUUCCUCCCGGCCGCCCUCCCAAACCGGAGCGGGACCUUCCCCGUCCCUUGUGCGGCGAGCUGCAUCCCCCUCUUAUGCUUGCUCCGGGCUGGUGUCCGCCGCAGUCCCGUCCGGCAGUCGGGAGGAAACUUCCAUGCUAGAAUAUUGUCACCUCCAAUUCAUCAUUCAGCAACAUCUGACACUUCAAAGCCUGGAGCGGCUCUUACUGCUGCAUGACUCUGCCUUGAACUGACAUACGAGACAUCUUAAGCAGUCUUCCUUGGCUUCCUGAGCCAAGGGAUUUUUUACGAUGGAUUUCUCAUGGACCUGUGCAAUGCGUGCUCAGCAGAGCCUGCUGUAGCCUAGGAAUUGGCGAAGUCAAGACAAUCAAGAUGACAAACGAACCUAUUAAAGAGAUCCUGGGUGCUCCAAAGCAUCCUGAUUCUGUAACCACGGAGAAGAGUAAUAACAAUGACUGUGUGAUAACCACCAUCCCUCUUGUCAGUGAAUGCCAGCUGACUGCAGCAACAGGGGGAGCAGAACUCUCCUGUUACCGCUGUACCAUUCCCUUCGGUGUGGUUAUCCUCAUAGCCGGCAUUGUGGUUACUGCUGUGGCAUACAGCUUCAAUUCCCAUGGAUCGAUCAUCUCAGUGUUUGGAUUAGUCCUCUUGUCAUCAGGACUCCUUUUGCUGGCUUCUAGUGCAGUGUGCUGGAAAAUCAGGCAGCAAAACAAGAAAGCAAAGAGGCGGGAGAGCCAGACAGCGCUUGUGGCAAAUCAGCGAACCUUGUUUGGUUAAAGACAACCAAGAGAAGGCUGGACAGAAGACAGAACCUUUGUAAGUCAGCUUGACUAUUUAUCAAUACGAGAGAAUGCAGGUUUUAAUUUAACUUUGGAAAUGAACUGAAAUGAAAAUGGAAUGGAUUGAGAAAUACGCUUUAAAACUCUGCAAGUGCUCUUAAUAUUUUUCUUACUGCAGACUUGGUAGUGAUUCUUUCCAAGACGGAGGAAAAAACAGUUUUCCUUCACAGAAAAGUGUCGUCAUAACUGCAAUCAUCAUAACUGCAUUCUCCAACAUGCUGAUUGUGUUGGAAAGCGAACUUGUGAGAACUAAGAAAAUAAUUUGAACUGACUUGAAAUGCCAGAGAUCUCCUUAAAAUACACACUGUGACAUUUGACCAAGGGAGAAGUCAUAGCAUGUGAAGUGACUACAAUCUUACGGCCAGAUUGUCCGUGACUUAAAUUGUAGCUCAAAAGAAAAAAAAAAAGGCAGUAAUAACCAAACACACUGCAGAUUGCUCAAUAAGCUGAUUCGUAUAUUUUAUGUAACUUUCCCCUCCCAAUAUCUGUGGUACUUUCCCCCUUUUUUAAACCAACUAAUAUUAAUUUUGUUUUACUAUUGAAUAGAAAUAGGUAGAAAUGUGUAAUUAUAUUGUCUAACCUAAAUAACGAGGUAUGAUUAUAUCUUAAAACAUGAGACUUUUUUUGUAAAUUAAAGUGGUCAGGUUUAGCACUUUUGAUUAUUUUGCUAUAAAAUUAAAAAGUAAAUUUCAUUAAAAUAAUAUUCAGUGCUGCUAGACCUUUAGAAAAUCUUUUUUUACUGCUAUCAAGAUAGCUUGUAUCUUCAACUUUGACUGCUUUAUGAUUCUAUUUUUGUAGAACAACACCUGUGACAAUAACUGUGAACAUAUGUACUGCUGAUCUCUUCCAAAAAUCUCUGUAGACUAUGGAUUUUGGUUUGACAGCCCACCCCUCUUGUAGCUUGAUUAACAGGUCAGUUAUUGAAAAAUCGUAACAGUCAGUUCUGCAGACACUUACUGGCAUAGCCAGUUUUAGACACAACUAUUAAUAAUUACUUGUGGAAGC
Aquila chrysaetos chrysaetos is the source of this 2041-nucleotide messenger RNA. RefSeq names its product transmembrane protein 100 (gene TMEM100). The coding region runs from base 570 to 974 and encodes 134 amino acids. Gene Ontology annotation, biological process: cellular response to BMP stimulus. The record is from RefSeq and is a predicted model, not a curated record. NCBI's taxonomy places the organism in Eukaryota, Metazoa, Chordata, Aves, Accipitriformes, Accipitridae. The transcript has 4 exons.